GUCCUCCCCGCCCUCCACCACGCCCUCUCGGGGUCGACCGGCACCGUCAUUGCAACAUGCACUCUGUACCCUCUGUCGCUAGUCAUCGCUCGCUUGCAAGUGCAGCGCCAGCUCCUGACAGACGCAUCUGCGGCCACCGGAACCGAGUACGCCGGCAUCCUCGACGCCUUUUCGCGGAUCUAUGGCGACGAGGGCGGUCUGAGAGCGCUCUACUCUGGCCUGAGUCAGGAUGCGGCCAAAUCCUUCUUGGACUCUUUCCUAUUCUUUAUGUUCUAUGAGUGGUUCCGCGGCGCCGCUACCGCGCGGAGAAGGAGGAUCCGUGGUGCCAACCACGCCAAGCAAGGACUCGGAGUGCUCGAGGACCUAGCCGUCGGUAUGGCAGCUGGUGCUGUCUCGAGGGCCUUCACCACGCCCAUUGCUAAUGUCGUCACCCGCAAGCAAACUGCCUCGCUCCUGGAAGACGACGAGAAUGGCAUCUCCGCGAGCGACAAGAGUGUCAUGCAGAUAUUAAAGGAUAUCCGCCAGGAGAAAGGGCUGACGGGUCUUUGGGGCGGAUACUCGGCGACGCUCCUCCUCACCCUGAACCCGGCGCUCACCUUCUUCCUGCAGGACUUUCUCAAGAAGACCCUCUUGGGAUCCGACAGGUGGGACGAUCCCGGCCCGCAGCUCACCUUUCUGCUGGCUGCCAGCAGUAAGGCAGCAGCGAGCGCGAUCACAUACCCAUUCCAGAUCGCGAAGACGAGGCUCCAAGCAGGUGUUCCUCUCGAAUCCCAAGACAGUGCCGAAGACGAAGAGCAAGCACUGCUGAAGUCCAUUUUCGGCACGAUCGCACAGAUUGUGCAUGCGGAGGGCGUCGGGGCUCUGUACGAUGGUAUCCAGGGCGAGCUGCUCAAGGGGUUCUUCAGCCACGGGACCACCAUGCUCGCAAAGGACGUCAUACACAAGUUGUUGUUCAAACUGUACUUGUUCACCGCGAGUCUGCUCGCCGAGUGGAGAGCU
Molecule: messenger RNA, 999 nt
Organism: Microdochium trichocladiopsis
Lineage: Eukaryota; Fungi; Ascomycota; Sordariomycetes; Xylariales; Microdochiaceae
Product: mitochondrial carrier domain-containing protein
Exons: 4
Source: RefSeq, a predicted model, not a curated record